Molecule: messenger RNA, 678 nt
Organism: Parnassius apollo (apollo)
Lineage: Eukaryota; Metazoa; Arthropoda; Insecta; Lepidoptera; Papilionidae
Source: the annotation of a GenBank genome assembly
AUGCGAAGAGGAGCAUAUCGAGACAGUGGUCCGAUUGGACUGUCGCAAUUCGAUGAUACGAUUAUUACGAAUCACAGUCAACAUCUUAACGAGGAACCGUCAUCUCCGAAAGAUUAUAAUCUAAAUUACAGAUGUAUAAAUUUUAUGGAGGGUAAUUAUAAAUCUCAAGGAACGGUCGGCAGCGGUGUCUCAGCUGUUGAAGGAGCGCGCGUCACGGAACAAGUAAUCGGUGCGGUAGCGGGUGCGGGCCGGCCUAGUAUUGCAUCAUCGCCGACGCCCGCGCCGACCGAGCCACGAGCCAGCCCGCCAGCCAGCUCGGGGGCAGCGUCGAAACAUGCAGCGGGUGCAAUUGCGCGGUCUUUCGCCGAGGUAGCGAGCGCGGAGGGGAAGUGGAGUGUGCCAGUUGUGCGUUACACAACUUUCGAAAAAAGUCAAGUUCAAAAGUCGAAAAUUUAUUGGACCCCUUCAAGUGCUGACUAUGAAGACUUACAACAUCAAAUAUUUAGACCUGGAGAAUGGCGACAACAAGGUACCCUAACCCCUCUCCAUCGAACUGGUGAAAGGAAUACUUACGAGGGGCAGGAAGUGAGAAAAACCUUAAUGGAUUAUUUUAAUACAACUGGCAAAGUAUGCUUUCAAGACAAAAUGGUUGAAAUAGUUAUGGAAAGAAGAGAAUAA